Durio zibethinus is the source of this 1712-nucleotide messenger RNA. RefSeq lists its product as uncharacterized. The record is from RefSeq and is a predicted model, not a curated record. Lineage: Eukaryota; Viridiplantae; Streptophyta; Magnoliopsida; Malvales; Malvaceae.
UACUGCUACCAUUACAAUAUGUCCACCCAAACUCUCAACUCUCAAAUGCUCGGUCCCAAGGGCCGAGCCGUUGGUGGCACCGAGCACAACUGGUGCCGUGCGGUGGUCGGUGGCACUGGCAUAGCUGUCUUGGCUAUCUUUUCUUCCAAAAAUCCCGACAUUUCACGCCUCCAAAAUGCCCUUCAUAAGCUACAAAAUUCCCAUCCGAUUCUUAGGUCUAGACUCCAUUAUAAUCCUAGUGCAAAUGCUUUCUCCUUUGUUACGUCUCCUUCUCCUUUCGUGCAAAUCAAGUCCUUUAACCUUUCCACAACUUGUAACAUCUUUGAAAAUUUUUGUAACCAAGAAGAUAAAAAUAUGUCACCCCUGCAAUUGAUUCUUGAACAUGAACUUAACCAAAAUGUUUGGAAUAGUUCUCAUCCGAAUAACACUUCAUUUAGCAACCAAAAUGACUUGUUUUUUGCUAGUGUUUAUGGUUUGCCUACUGCAAGGUGGGCGUUGGUGCUCCGCCUACAUGCCGCCGCAUGUGACAGGACCACGGCGGUGUCGUUGCUGAGAGAGUUGUUGACGUUAAUGCGUACUGAAGAAGAGGAGACAGGGUCGCAGCAGGGUCAAAAAGAAGUUAUGAUGAACAAAGGAGAGGUUAGCUUGGCGAUUGAAGAUCUUAUUCCUAAAGGGAAAGCCAAGAAAACUCUUUGGGCACGGGGAGUGGACAUGCUGGGCUACUCUGUUAAUUCUUUAAGGCUGACAAAUUUGAAGUUCAAAGAUGCAAAAUCUCCCAGAUCCAGUCAAGUAGUGAGGUUGCUGAUCAGCCCUGAUGACACUGACAGGAUCUUGACUGGUUGCGAAGCUAGAGGGAUUAAGUUGUGUGGAGCAUUAGGAGCAGCAGGGCUUAUUGCCGCACACAGUUCUAAAUGCUUUUCAGAUCAUCAAAAGAAGAAGUAUGGAGUUGUAACUCUCACCGAUUGCCGCUCAAUUCUUGAACCUCCUCUUUCCAAUCACAAUUUUGGAUUUUACCACUCAGCUGUUCUAAACACGCAUGUCAUUAAAGGAGGAGAGAAGCUUUGGGAGUUAGCAAAGAAAAUGUACACAGCAUUUACAAACUAUAAGAACUGCAACAAGCACUUGUCAGACAUGGCAGACCUGAAUUUCUUGAUGUGCAGGGCCAUGGAAAACCCUGGCUUGACUUCAUCGUCAUCCUUGAGGACAUCUUUAAUAUCAGUGUUCGAGGAUACGGUGAUUGAUGAGUCUAAUGACCAGCAAAAACAAGUUGGCCUAGAGGACUACAUGGGCUGUGCUUCUGCUCAUGGCAUCGCCCCGUCCAUCGCGAUUUUUGACACUAUACGUGACGGACGGCUGGAUUGUAUUUGCGUUUAUCCUUCACCACUGCAUUCAAGGGAGCAAAUGCAGGAGCUGGUUGAUAGUAUGAAGUGCAUUCUUGUGGAUGCAGGGAACAAUAAUAAUGCUGAUGAAAAUGAGAGCUAGAGGCUCAGGGCAGUUGGCCUUUCGGUGAAGUGAAACCAUUGAUGGAUGUUGCUGUGGCCCAAUCACUAUAGGUUUCUUAAAAGCUUAAGAACUACCCGUAGACUCUAGAAAAUUGGCAGCUUGGUUUCUUAAUUGUGGUUGGUUUGGGGAGUUGUCCCCAUUUACAGUGUUCCCCACUUGGUUACUCUACGUCAAAUCUUCAGAUCAAUUCAAUAGGAUUUAGUUUAUGU